Molecule: messenger RNA, 2088 nt
Organism: Penicillium malachiteum
Lineage: Eukaryota; Fungi; Ascomycota; Eurotiomycetes; Eurotiales; Aspergillaceae
Product: putative MFS phosphate transporter
Exons: 4
Coding region: 1-2088 (695 amino acids)
Biological process (GO): transmembrane transport; carboxylic acid transport
Cellular component (GO): plasma membrane
Molecular function (GO): carboxylic acid transmembrane transporter activity
Source: RefSeq, a predicted model, not a curated record
AUGACGGGCACACAUAACCCGUUGGAGGAUAUGCAAGCUCACGAAAGAGGCGCUUUCGACGAGCUUAUUCGACCGGACGAUAGCUAUACCAAGGACGGAACAUACUGGGCAGAUUUGCCAUUAGGGCAGAAGGUCAAAUUCGUUAGCUCCUACGAUGCUGCCGAGGCCAAACGUGAACUCGGUAACAUCUGGGAGAUGAUGAAAGAGGAUCCUCUCUCACCUAUCUCAUAUUAUUUUCGAAACAUGGUUCUACCCGGUGCCGGUCUCGGGUUGGAAGGUUAUGUGCUCUUCUCAAUUGGCAACAUCAAACCCUUGUUUCAAAAAACUUGGCCUGAUUGCUGGGACUCGGCCACAACGUGUAACCAGCAGUGGAUCAAUGCCGUGGAUUACUUGGAGAUCAUUGGAAUCAUCUUUGGUCAAAUUUUGGUCGGAAUUAUUGGUGAUUGGCUCGGUCGUCGUUGGGGUUUGAUUCAAGAUGCUACUAUCAUGUUGAUUGGAUUAGUGAUGCUCACAGCUGCAUGGGGUGUGACCAUGAAUGGCUGGAUCAUUUGCUAUGCGUGGUCGCUUUUCUUCUACAGUGUCGGUGUUGGUGGUGAAUACCCUAUGACUGCGACAAGUGGAAUGGAGAAUGCUGUGGGUUCAGGAAAGAUCUCGACCAAGGAGGAUCGUUUGCAUCGUGGCCGCAAAGUGACCAGUGCCUUCCUGAUGCAGGGCUGGGCGGCAACCCCCCCUUACUCCGAAGUGGCAACACAAUGGACCUACCGAAUCUCCUUCGCCAUUCCUGCGGUGGGAACACUUUGGCUUGUGUACUUCCGUGCUUACCACAUGAAGGCAGCUAGCAAGCAGUUGACCGCAGCCAAGAAGAAGGCGUCCGUCACUGGCUACGAUGUGGACUCGUUGGCUCUUACAUUCAAAUACUUUGGUCCCCGGUUGAUUGCCACUGCUGGUGGCUGGUUCUGCAACGAUAUGUUUUUCUACGGAAACAAGCUUUUCCAGAGUGAAUUUAUCUCUGUGAUUAGCCCAUCCACCGACUCCGUUAUGCCGACGUGGCUAUGGAGCUUAGUUAACAUCGGAGUUUCCCUUGUUGGUUACUACUUUGCUUCCUUCUUUAUCGACAACAAGCUUUACGGUCGCAAGAAGAUGCAAAUCUUGGGUUUCAUCAUGUGUUUCGUUCUGUACGCAAUCCCCGGUUUCAAGUACGCUUAUUAUACCGAUUCGGCACACAUCAAAGCUUUCCAAGCGAUGUACUUCCUUGGCUCGUUUUUCAACCAAUUUGGCCCGAACUCCGUGACUUUCCUCGUUGCUGCUGAGGUGUAUCCUACUCCUAUUCGUGCCACAGCCCACGGCUUGUCUGCAGCGGCCGGUAAAUCCGGUGCCCUUUUGGCAGCUGUUCUUUACAACUACAUUUCCAACCAGACCAAAUUCCUGGUUAUUCCUUGGUUUGGUCUGGCGGGUGCGCUCCUGACUUUCUUCUUCCUACCUGACACAACCGGACUGGAUCUCAAGGAGCAAGAGCGUCGCUGGCAGUACAUCCGACGGGGCGAAGAGAAAGAAUAUCACGGCCCUGCAGUACACCCCAAGCACCUUUCAUUGUACGAGCGCUUGGUCCUGCAUCUUGAUCGCAACUAUGAUGCCGAGAAGGACUACCAGCACAAGGUUGAGGAGUACCGUGUCGAGUGGGAGUCUGCCAUGGCCGCAAAGUUCACUGAGAAAGACCAGGGCGAGGAAAGCUUUGAGGACACCGACGACUCCUUGCUGGAGGGCCACGUUCACACCUACUUCCACCGCACCAGCCCCAUGUUCAAGGGCAUGAGCCCCUUGGAGAAGCCUGGAUCCUCCAUGAAGAAGGAGAAGGAUGAAUUCAAGCUACCCCCCGCUGCUGAGGUUGAUGAGGAUGUCUAUGUCAAUGCUGAGCGACAUGACAACCCUGGCAAUGUGCGUGUGGCUUCCUCUGAGGAACAAACAUUAUCAGACGCCAACGGCGACGCAUAUACCAGCGAACAGCACACAUUUACCAGUGAGCAAGUUCAGCAACACACAUUAUCGAGCGAGUCACAUACAUUCUCAUCGAGUGAGAAACACUCAUAG